Messenger RNA from Homalodisca vitripennis (glassy-winged sharpshooter), 1905 nucleotides. RefSeq lists its product as uncharacterized. Bases 4 to 1533 code for a protein of 509 amino acids. The record is from RefSeq and is a predicted model, not a curated record. The transcript is spliced from 8 exons. Lineage: Eukaryota; Metazoa; Arthropoda; Insecta; Hemiptera; Cicadellidae.
AGUAUGAGAAGAAACACAUAUAACGACAAAAGGCAGAUAGACACUGGGUAUCAAGAAGAGAAAUAUAUAACUUCAAAAAUGCCAAGGUAUGAGUUUGAGUCCAGUAUUAGUCGAGAAUCUCCAAACAUUUGGCGGUCUAAGUCUGACCAAUCUUAUAGAGAUUUCAGAGAUCUUUUUGAUCUGCAAGACAGAGAUGAAGUACGAGUAAAAGAUCAGUUUGGAGAGAUCAGUAGACAUGAUGAAGAAGAACAACGGGGACAAUCUUCCGAACUAAAAAAGAAUCUACAAAACAUAACCCCAUCAGUUCCUAUUGAUGAUUACACAAAUACCAAGUUGCCCAGUGAGACUGACCCACAAGCACAAAGAUUUUUCACUCAUGACUCAGAAAAUGAUUUACAGACAAAAAGUGACUCAAACAAUUCUGUGAAUCAGCUUGAGUUAAAACAAACUGAGGAAGAUAAAUACAGACCAGAGCAGUUGGUACAGAUAUUUAACUCUGAAGGUACGGUACCUACAGAAAACCUCACGCAUUUGUUAAAGGAACUAGUAAUUUGCUAUUUUGUCUCAGAAAAAGGUGUCCCUAUGGAUAAGAAAGACAGUUUUAAAAUUAUUAAUGAAUCUUUCAAGAGGUCGAACGUCUCCAAGCUGGAUUUUCAGUUUGGCACCUCCGAUCAAACAACAUUCUGUUUGGUGUUCUGGAAAGAUAAUCUGGUGCUCAAGGUAAAAGGCAAUAGAGAGAGUCUCCUGGACAAAACUCUGAAAUUGUUAAUUAACAGACUCCUCAUGUGCUGCUACUCCAUAAAGCCAAAUUUUAAUUUUUUCGGCCUGCACGGUUUGGACAUGAAAAUGUGCAAAAAGGAAAUUCCUGGAUUGUACAGAAUUGUCACAAGGAAAGACGCUCCAACAGCUAAAGACGCUGUUUCAUACAUUGACAAAUUUUUCAAAGUGGACACUGACUGUGAACUGGUAUUCUCACGCCUAGAGGAUUUCACAAUCAUAGACUUCGAAGCUAUAAAAGAGUACGUGACAUCCAAAGGACUGGACCAUAUCUGUGAUGACGUACACCACAUGACAGUGUUCGUGCGACGUACGCCUCAAUACUGGAGGGACAAGAUUUUAGCCAGUGGGAAGAUGUACAAUCAUAAGUACUUCAUCCACCCUCCAACUUCACAAUCGUCUGGGAAGGGUCUAAACCCACUGUUGCAACAACCAGUUUCGGCAGUGCCUCAACCGAAUGUCCUUGAAAAAUCUGGAGUUCAACAGAAUAAAACAGUCCCCGGCCCAACAGAAGAGGAAAAGAGACAGUGUUUGGAACGUAUAAAAGACAUACAUGAGAAGUAUACAGGCAGGAAGGCCAGAAAAAAAAAGACCAGAAGGCAACAAUAUAUGAGAUCCAUUUCUGAUGAGAAGGUGCGGAUGGGAAUACCUCUGAUUGAGAUCCACGAGCUUCGGUUUGUGGGAAAGAAGCGUAGAAAGAAAGCGCAGCGCAUGAAGGAAGAAUUGGCCAAGAUGUACGCAAGCCGAAGAAACUGAAAAAGGAACAACACUGGGCGGAGAAACUGUGGUUGGAGUCAUUUAUGGACAAACCAAAAACCAAAAUCUAGGGGGAAAUCAGAUAUCCUGUACAGGAUAUUCUGACACGGGUCAUUAGGCCUGGAAAAUAUCCAGUUUGUCUUCUCCAAGGAAGAAGACAAAAGAACCAAAGAUGUUGCUCCUGGUGGCUAAUAGAACAUUAAAACAAAUUAUGUUAAUGACCGUGUAGUUGGACUUUUUGUUGUUUUAACAGUAAAUAGUUUGUUUUGUAUUAAUAUACUAAACUAAAAUAUUUUGUACUUACACUAUAGAAUAUUAUGUCAUAGAGAGAGUAUACUUCUAAGGAAAUUUGUAUUAAAUGUGAUCUCGCUG